CGUUUUCCCUUGCUCCGACUGUUCAAGGACAUCCUCCCCAGCUUCUCGCGUGUCCAACUCCAGCGACCUUGACACAACUCCCCAGAGACCGCGCGCUGAAGCUUGAGCUCGGUCCCCGCGGCUCUCCUCUCCCCCACUCGUCAUGUCCAAGUCGCUGAAGCCCGACCACGUCCCAUCGGCAGAGGAACUGAAAGAAGAUGUCAUAGCCGCGACGUCGAGUACGGUGCAGAGCUUGCGCGCGCUCGUGGCAGGUGGCGUGGGCGGUGUUUGCGCCGUCGUGGUGGGCCAUCCGUUUGACCUAGUCAAGGUGCGGCUACAGACGGCGGAGAAGGGUGUGUACUCAGGCGCAAUGGAUGUGGUGCGGCGGACGAUUGCGAGGGAAGGGCUGGCGAGGGGACUCUAUGCGGGUGUUUCUGCGCCGCUGGUGGGCGUGACGCCAAUGUUCGCCGUGAGCUUCUGGGGCUACGACGUCGGCAAGAACCUCGUCAAGAGCGUCUCGACCGUCGAAAACAACCAAUUCAGCGUCGCCCAGACCUCCGCCGCCGGCUUCUUCUCCGCCAUCCCCAUGACCGUCAUCACGGCGCCCUUCGAGCGCGUCAAAGUCUUGCUCCAGAUCCAAGGCCAGAAAGAGCUGAAACCGGGCGAGAAACCCAAGUACGCCGGCGGCGUCGACGUCGUGCGCCAGCUAUACAAAGAGGGCGGCAUCCGCAGUGUCUUCCGCGGCAGCGCCAUGACGCUGGCCCGCGAUGGGCCGGGCUCGGCAGCGUACUUCGCGGCGUACGAGGUCAUCAAGCGGCGGUUGACGCCCAAGAACUCAGACGGCACGCCGGGGAAGCUGAGUCUGACUGCGGUGUGUGUGGCGGGUGGUGCGGCGGGUGUGGCGAUGUGGAUACCUGUGUUUCCCGUGGACACGAUCAAGAGCCGGCUGCAGAGCGCGGAGGGGCGGCCGACGAUAGGAGGCGUGGUGCGGGAGAUCUAUGGGCGGGGCGGGCUGAAGGCGUUCUUCCCUGGCAUCGGGCCUGCGCUGGCGAGGGCGGUGCCGGCGAAUGCGGCGACUUUCUUGGGCGUGGAACUGGCGCAGAAGGCGAUGUCGAGGGCGUUUGAUUAGAGAGGAGUGUAUGAAUAAUGAUGCAAUUCAUGGGAUGGUUAGAUUUCGCCAAGGCAGGUAAUCAAGCUUUGAUGUACUCUUUCUGGAUUUUAGGUCUCUUCGAGUUACCGUCGUUGGAUUGAGCUAGAGGAAAUCGCAUACGUUGAAGUUAAGUGAACAUUAUUUUCCGAGUCGAGGCAGAGACAUAUGUCAACUUCAAGAAGCAUAAAGAGGUGUCCGUCGGACGUCUA
This is a messenger RNA of Mytilinidion resinicola, 1338 nucleotides long. RefSeq names its product mitochondrial carrier. Gene Ontology annotation, molecular function: O-acyl-L-carnitine transmembrane transporter activity. Gene Ontology annotation, cellular component: mitochondrial envelope. The transcript is spliced from 4 exons. Lineage: Eukaryota; Fungi; Ascomycota; Dothideomycetes; Mytilinidiales; Mytilinidiaceae. The record is from RefSeq and is a predicted model, not a curated record. Gene Ontology annotation, biological process: carnitine transmembrane transport; mitochondrial transport. The coding region runs from base 143 to 1108 and encodes 321 amino acids.